CGCGGGUAUGAUCGAAAAGGUUGGCAAGUAGCGAGCUGAAUGUCGAGGCAGCCGAGCAUUUUGCUAGCGCAACAGCGACAAGGUCAAGGUUAAAGGUGUCUCCAAGAUCCGGCGACGUGACGCGGCUGGUUUAAGGUCGCUCUCACUUGGAUCCUCCUCGCUGUGUACGUAGAUGGUCGAUUUCAACGUUGUGUGCACUUACUUAUCUCUGUCUAAGGCAAUUUUCGAAUAUUUUUUAGAAAAUAGAGAGGAAGUACAUGUUCGAUCCAACGUAUUAUUUUUUUAUUGGUAUAGGAUUUAAUAAUAUCGAAUUUGGCAGCGAAUAAUAUGAAAUUUGUUGAUUCAAUAUUGAAUGACGUUAAAUUAUUAUAUAAAUGAUAAUUGGUAAUAUUAAAUUUUGCUUUUUAAUGAUGUAUAUUGUUAAAUUUGUAUUAUUUUGUAUUGAUCACUUGUAAUUGAAAUUGUACAAUUUUUGGGUUUAAACUUUGAAAUGAUACUUUAUCUUAUUGUGAAUAUCUAUAAUAAUUUAUUUAGAUUAAUUUAAGCUAUUAUUUAAGAGGAGAUAAUAUACGAUAUAAUAUUAAAAUUAUUUUAGUGAUCGAGGAAUUGUUUUUCUGAAAAAAUUUUAAUUUCGAUAUGGAGUUAUAUCUUUUAAUUCUAAAUAAUAUUUCAAUACUAGAAACUAAGAAUCAUUUUCGUGUUUUCCUUUAUUGAAAAUUUAAUUCUACGUAAUAUUUUGAAAUAUAUAUAAAUAGCAAAUAUAUUAUUAAUAUAUCAAUUAAUUAAAUAUCCUAGAUAAAAAUUUUUAAUUCAAUAUUGGCGCAACUGAUGAAACUAUUAUUAAUAUAUUUAUCGUAUCGUAUGAUAUACUAUAUAUUGAUAUUUAAAUUUCGUUCAUUAAAGAUUUUUUUAUAUUCAAACGUCUAAACAUAUCUACUUGUCAUGAGAUAAAAUUAAAUAUAAAUUUAUCCCGGUGACCUACUUUGAAAUUUAAUCUGCAGCAAUACUAAAAAAUGAAGAUGCGCAACGCGAAACAUGGAGAAACAAAGACUGUUCUCUGCUUAAUGUAAUCGAAAGGAACAUUAAAGUGACCCUUUGAAUCGUGCAAUUCCCUAUAGACGUACUGUUUCGUGCCCGAUUCUCAUUGGGGGGAAACGCGAUGCAUUUCAUUAAAUAUUCUUGAGAGAAUUUCCCCUGCAAAGCAUGUCGCAAAAAAAGUCGCAGGAAUAAAAACAAAAGCGUGGAAAUCUACAUAUACGUUCCCUCUUCUAAAAAUCGGAUUUCGAUCGGAUUCCAUAACGUUGGUUUACAUAGCUGACCUAUAUCUAUCUAUGCAACUACACGUGGAAACUCUCAACAUCCCAUAAUAGCUUGUAAUCCAAUUGCAUCGAUAAAUACAGCAUUUCUCGCUCGAAUUGCCUAAAAUUAAUAUCAGAGAUAAUGUAAAAUUUUGUUAAUUUUUAAAUACUUGUUUAAAUUAAGAUACCUUAAUGAUGAUUAUUUAAAUAAUCAUAUUUUUUUUAUAUAGUUUCUGAUUUUAUUCUUCUUCAUAUCACAAGGUUAUUUUACUCGAAUGAAAUUUAAAUACAAAUUUAUUUUUCUUAUUAUUGAAAAAAGAGGCAAUAAAAUAAUUGAAAUAACCUAUUACUCGAAAUUAUUAUCUUUUAUCCAUAUUUCAAAUAAAAUUUGCUCAAUUAAAGACAAACAAUAGAAAAUGUAACUAUUUCGUCGUAUGAUCAACAAUUUUAAACCAUUUAACUCUUCGAUCAAUAUUCCUAUCUAUACGGAGAUUGAUAUCUGCGGCAUUAAUUUUGAAUUAAUACCAAAAUGAGGUACACCGACACACACUCAAACACGGAUCAAUAAUCGUUAAUCAUGGUCGCGCGUGAUUCCAAUCGUAAAAACGUGAAACCUCUCGUCAAAAUGAUCAAUUCUCGUCCAAUAUCCAGUUUCAAAUCUCAUAUGAAUUCGAAGAUCAGACACCGCAUCGUCGAGAAACAAAUCCGCGCGGAAGGAAGGCAAAGCGCGAUCUCCAAUCCCUCCAUCCGCUUCUCCAAUUCCCGCCAUCUGCAAACAAAGCUGCAAACCCGCCGCUGCAAUUCAAUAUCCCAUUCCGUCUAUCCCUUUAUCCAUACACCCUUUAUCCAUCCCUGAUUAUCGAUCAUUCUGUGUCAUGCACAAUUCCAAUAAUCCCCCUUUUCGCACGCAACAUUGCUGCGUGGCCCGAUCUCGAGAGCGGCGGCCACGACAACAAAACGAUUCGCGUCGAGGCGGCGUGCGAAACACAACCCAGCAGCGACGUCUCUAUAUCGGAGCGUCGCGACGCCUGCGCGGGUUCCGCAACGAUCAGCUGGCUGGAGGCGCUUCGACGAGGGACGAAGGAGAGACGGAGCGCGAGAGAAGGCGGUGGAGGGAGCGAGAGAGGGAGGUGGAGAGGCGGUGGAGGGAGCGAGAGGGGCGAUGUCGAGGCGACGAGAGUUAGAGAAGGAAGGGCUGCGCACACGUCCAUCGGGUAUCAGUAGCGACGUCGAGGGUGGCCUCGUCGCCAGCUACACGCACGUUUUUGGCAACGUUCGUGGCUGCCCUUAGCCGCUGGUGUCCCACUCAUCGCAAUGGUGUUGAUCGUGUGCACGACGUGGACGUGAGCUCUCUCGAGAGCCGGCGCGCGGCCCCACGAUCACUCCUCGCGCAGUGCUGCCGUGACGGUCGAUCGAAGCGCACCGCUGAAACCUGGGAACGAGGAAACCUUCCAUUUUAACGACACCACGAUGUAUCUGGCCGGCCGCCACUGCGUCGUACUCACCCUGUGUCCACCAGCGUCCUCGCCGAACGAUCUUCAAGGGGACAGGAGGGUGGUGUAUCGUCGGGUGCCAGCGUGAACGAGGUUCCUGGAGAAGGUGACGGUCUGGACCAGCGAUUGACCCGCUGCCUCCCUUCCUCAUCCGUGUAUAGUACACGUUCCAUGUCUUUUUUCGGAGAUUCUUUUCGUUCGACUGGGCUGGCCUGUGAGAGAUCUCUGGGUGGAUGUUGUGGUUGAACAAGGGUGUACAUAAAAAUCCAUUUGGGGAGCGUUAAAGAGCAAAGAGUUCACUCGAAUCUGGGCAUUGAUCGAUCCAGAGGAACAUAAAUGGUUGAGUUAUAAUGUAGAAUAAGAGUUGUACGAAAGGCUGAUCCCUCUUGGUCUGGUUCUGUGUUGCAGCUGCGUACCGACGACGAGAUUCUCUGUCGUCGAUAACCGGCCAAUAAACGGCGCAUAGAGAGCACGCUCGCGAGAGAGAAGCAGCGUCGAACGUGGGUCACCUCCCACUCUCUCUCUCCCCCCCCAAGCGUAUCGAAGGGUUCGUUGACAUCACGACUGGAAAAUUGGCUAGAGAACUUGUGGCCGUCGAAAAAGGUCAGCGAGGAUACAAAUAUAGAAGCACUCGGGCCGCAACAAUCGAGAGAAGGAUGGAAACUUACUAGCUGUUUCUCGCCACCAGGAUCCCAGCUGCGUCUCGUGGAAUCGAUAUAUAUAUAUAUAUCUAUAUAUGCGAAAUAUUCCGGGCCGCUAUUAACAAAUCCAAAUCCGACGUUAUAAUCAGAAUCUCAGAAGAGGAAGAAUCUCGAGAGUAUCGAGUGUAUAUAUAUAUAUAUACUAUUCAUACAAAAACUCGUAGUUCCUAUCGCGAAUCGUGUGUGUAUUUUCUCCAUCUUUACCCUCGUUAUGAUUAAAUCAGUGACAGAAAACAGACCGGCUAAUCCGUGAGCCGUAAAAUACCUGCCGUACAAGCAAUAAACAUUGGCUCGUCUUAACUUCAUCGAACUUCGUUGAAUAAAAAGUGUAUGAACAAAUCGUAUUGUCGUAUUUAGUGAAACGAUCGUCUUCCACGUGUGAUACAAUACAAACUCUAAAUGUCUUAAACGAUCAACGUUAGUCAAAUUAAUAAUAAUAAUAACAACAAUAACAAUAACAAUAACAAUAAUAAUAAUAAUAUUAAUAAUAAUAAUUUUCAACGUUGAAUAACUCUGGGAACAGCCGUGUCGCGAGCGAAUAGUGCGUUAAGGGAGUUGAAGAGUGAGCUCGAGAGUAUAGGAGGGUUCCGACUCUCUGAACAGCAGGAGCCUUUCAAGGUGUAGGUUCCUCGUGGUUGGAGGUCUCUUCUGAUGGUACUGAGGGUGACUCAGCACCGGUGGACGAGCGCGAACGAGCAGCGCGGUCCCCGCGAUCAGCACCACAGUCGCCGUGUCACGUCGUCAUGGCUACACGUGCUGUCACCUCGACGAUGAUCGCGUUUGUUCUCAUCCUUCUCGUCGCUGGUUGGCCAACAGGCGGACAAACAGGCUUGGUCAGAUUCUACGAAUCUGUGCCCGAUCAUCUGCAACCGGACAGGCGAAUACCCAUCAACGAUUAUGCGAUGCACGGGCCCAUCGUCGACGACCACGAGUUCCCCAGGGAUCUCAGGGAGCCGUAUCCAGGCAAGAGCUUUGGACCAAUGGGCCCUAUCGAUGGCUCCCUCCCGGAUGACGUCUCUUUUCGAAGUUUGUCGUCUGGACAGGAGAAAGGGGCGAACUCGAUCGAACUUCUGUCGUCUCACGCUGUCGAAAAGAUUGAAAAACAUAAACCGGAGUAUAAGAUCAUGUCCGUGGAGUUUCAUCGCGUGGAGACACCGUUUGUCAUUGGAAUAUGGAUCUUCUUUGCCAGCAUCGCGAAAAUAGGCUUCCACAUGACGCCGAAGCUCAGCAAGAUCUUUCCGGAAUCCUGUUUGCUGAUCGUUGUCGGCGUGGUGGUUGGUGUCCUACUGUUCCAGGCGAGCAGUGUCCACGUGUCGCCUCUCACCCCCGACACGUUCUUCCUCUACAUGCUGCCGCCUAUUAUCCUGGAUGCUGGAUACUUCAUGCCGAACCGACUGUUCUUCGACCAUCUGGGAACUAUACUUCUAUUCGCCGUCGUUGGGACUAUAUUUAACACUUUGUCGAUAGGUGCUUCGUUGUGGGUAUUGGGUAAGAGUGGUCUUUUCGGAUUUGAGACACCACUCUUGCAAAUGUUCUUGUUCUCCGCGUUGAUCAGCGCAGUUGAUCCUGUCGCUGUGCUAGCUGUCUUCGAAGAGAUCCACGUGAACGAAAUCUUGUACAUCGUUGUCUUUGGGGAGAGCUUAUUGAACGACGCUGUCACCGUGGUGCUGUACCAUAUGUUCGAGGCUUACAACGAGAUAGGACCGACGGAAAUACUUUACACGGACGUGCUCUCGGGAUUGGCUUCGUUCUUCGUGGUGGCGAUCGGUGGCACGAUAAUAGGAGUGAUAUGGGGCUUCGGUACCGGUUUCGUUACAAGGUUCACCCACCAGGUUCGCGUGAUCGAGCCCAUCUUCAUAUUCGUCAUGGCCUACCUGGCCUACCUGAACGCCGAGAUCUUUCAUAUGUCCAGCAUACUGGCGAUCACCUUCUGCGGCAUCACCAUGAAGAAUUACGUGGAGGCGAAUAUAUCGCACAAGUCGCACACCACGGUCAAAUACACGAUGAAAAUGCUGUCAAGCAGCUCGGAAACUAUCAUAUUUAUGUUCCUCGGGGUGGCGACCGUGAACAACCAUCACGAUUGGAACACGUGGUUUGUCGUCAUGACCAUCGUCUUCUGCUCGAUCUAUCGCAUCGUCGGCGUGAUCUUCUUGACAGCGUUGGCUAAUCAAUUCCGACUGCACAAGUUGAACAAGGUGGAGAAAUUCGUGAUGUCUUACGGUGGUUUGCGAGGUGCCGUAGCAUUUGCUCUGGUCUUACUGAUCGAUCCGAAACACGUGUCUUUACAACCGAUGUUCGUCACUACCACGAUCGCAGUUAUUUAUUUCACAGUAUUCAUACAGGGAAUCACGAUCAAGCCCCUCGUAAAGAUCCUGAAUGUGAAACGAGCCGAAAAGAAGAAGCCGACCAUGAACGAGAGGAUCCACGAAAGGAUAAUAGACCACGUGAUGGCUGGGAUCGAGGACAUUUUGGGCAAGCAUGGCAAUUAUCACGUUCGGGAUAAAUUCAAACGGUUCGAUAAUAAAUUUAUUCGCCCGUAUCUGGUGAGGAAUCACUACGGUGCCGAGCCGAAAAUAUUGGAAACGUAUUCGAAACUCGCUAUGAAAGACGCUCUGGAUUACAUCAGAAGGAACGCGUCCACCAUCGGCAAUAUCAGUGGAACUGAAAGCAUGUCCGCUAUAUUCCGCAACUAUAGCAACACGGGACAAUUCAAUGGAAGUCCAAGUUGCAGCCAGCUCGAAGCGGGCUGGAAUAUUGAUCUCCAAGAAUUGGAGUACAACCCUUCCAAGAAGGACUUGACGGACGCCAGGAUCCACCACCUAUUGGCCGAAGAACUUUGCAAGCCGUACAAGAGGCAUGGAACAAAACUGUUGCAGCAUCGACGUUUAAGCUACAGCCGACACGCGGUGAACGAUCGCGACCUGUCAACCCAAGUCAAUUACAAAAUGCACAUGAAUAUAAGACGGAUGAUGGGAGAGCACAAGCAUCGUCACAAGCGCAGUAAAAAAUUGCUCAAAGAUGGUAAGCAGAAUCACGUGAGUUUCCCGGAGUUCCAGCAAAACGGAUCAACCAAGUUGUUCACUCAAGAUUACAUCAACGGUGUCCUGUACGAGCUGGAAAACGGAGAUACUUCAAAGCCUUCGAGCAAGGAAGACUGGGACUCUGCGAUUACCUUCACGGCUCGCACUUCCGAUUCGUUGAACGUGAAUACGGAUGGCCACCACGGCGUCACCACCACUACCUCAAUGGACACCAUAAAUACCGACGAUCCGGAUAUGAAAUUAGGACGAGACGAAAGUUACAGGGUAACAACACCGACAGCCACAGAAACUAUGUUGCCAUGGAAAAGGGAAGACGAUUACGAUUCCGGCCACCCGAUCAAACAAAAUGAAUUUCCUGCUUGGUGUUCUAACAAAGAAUAUCUGGCUUAUAGUUCUCCUUCGGCGACAUUUUUAGGUGGAAUCGAGCAGCCAAAGGUCCAGUCAGUAAUUGGUCUAUUCCGUCGCGAAAGCGUGUGCACCCCAGAUGGUAUCGAUUGCCAGGAAACUGUGGAUGAGCGUGACGAAUACACGUUGACGGGGACAGAACAGACCGAAGAUUCACCUACGAAAACAUUUAGUGAAUACGAGAAAGAUAACAAAAAAGGACCCACAAGACGCGUGUCCAUGAUGGAGCUAGGCUCGAUGGAGAAGUCGCAUUCAGACAAAUGCACGGAUGACGGUUCUCAUUCCCUGCCAGAGUGUUGGAACGCUCAACGAGUCCGGAUGACCUCGUUCCCAUACUCAGCCCAAGUUCCAAGCCUAUCGACCGCUCUCAUCACCUCCUCCUCGGAAUCGUCGGAGGAGAUCGACGAGGAGGAAGAGAAAGCUUGACCUUUGGGGAUCGUCGAGGGGCAGGCGUCAUCCUACGCGGACGAGGAACGUCGUUUGCGUCGACCAUGGCGACGGCCACCCCGACGUUCAUUGCUUUCGUCGCUCCUGCGACGUCCCAGCGCUCCAGUUUGAAUGAAGGCGAGUGUCUCGUAUCUUCUCCUCCCUCAAGAGGAAAGAACGAGCAACAUUUCAAGGAUUAAUUCCUUCCCCCUGGACGAUUGUCGAUCUCGCUCCCUUCAAGACGAACAUUUUUAGAAAAACAAUUCAAGAGGAACGAAGAGCUGCUAUUGACCAGAGAGCUCUUCUUCUCUCUCUCAUAGGACCACGAUGACGGAAAGUACCUCUCGUUUUGAUUACCGAUGUUUUCAUUUGCACGCAGAAACGAGUGAUUCGGGAUUGUUAUAUAUAUUAGAUAGUUCCGAUAUUAUUGUCAAAAAAAAGGAUAAUAAUAUUUUAUCGAUUGGUUCGAUCGUUGAUGAUACGUAGAAGUGUGCGAAAUUGUGCCAUGAUUCAAAAAUUUGAAUAUCGGGAAAAAUCGGAAAUAUUCGGGUAAGAUUUCGAUAUAUUCGUGUUCUUUCGGGACAAAUUCGGUUAGAAUUGAACAGGUACGAAGAUAUUACGAGAGUUCGCCCGAUUCUGUUCGAAUUUUUCCGAAUCUAUGAUCUCGGGAAUCUUUAAUGUCAAUCAUUAGACAAUGGAUGUUUGUAUCUUUAUUGAAACCUAUAAAAAGGAAAGAACCAAAAAAGAAUAUGUACAAUGUAUAGUAAAUCAUGAAAUUAGAGACUGAGAAAAAUAUCUGUUUAGAAUUCAUUUGUUUAAUUUCCAAAAAGUAUGGCACAAAUAUCCGUAAUCUAAUGAUGAUAUACAAUCGAAAUGUGAUUUCGAUAACGAUGUUACAAUUUUACGACAAAACGGUCAGUCGAGGUUGAGUUCUCUUUUGAUACCUGGUGACCGCGUGAAUCUUUUUUGAAUAUUUGACCAGACUGAUGAGAUGAGAGAAUAAAGAGAGAAAGGGAGAGAGUGAAAGAAAGUGCGAACGAAAGAGAGAGAGAGAGAGAGAUAUUUUUUUAAACCGAUACACCUCGUUUUCUCCGUAGCACGACUGAUGAUGAAAUGUUAUAUUUACCGAUAGACAGGAGUACAUUUUUUUUUUUGGUAGUUGAUUUUUCAAAUGCUUCCUGAAGAAAUUGCGGUUCGUCCAAUUAGAAAAGAAAUGUUUUCGAUCGUAGGAAUAAAGAGGGAUAGAAAAGGGACCGAGCAACGAUAUUUCUUCGUCAAUCUUCGUUGCUGCGUUGCUUUCUGCGUGCUAAAAAAGAUCGAGAACAGGGAGAAUGCGCGCCAUUUUAAACUCCUAGACGCUGUAGCGUGUUUCUCAUUUAGCGACGACUCGUUAUACGAUCGCUCAUUAACUUGGUAUCGUGGCCUUAAGAUUCUACUAGAAGUAUCCUAGCAGCAACUCUGAACCUUCCGGUAUAUUGUAAAAAAAAAAAAAAAAGAAACGAAAGAGAAGAAAAAGGAAAAAAAGAGACUAAGAUUGAAGAUAUUAAAUAAGGGAGAAGAAAGGAGUGAUUUUUACGAAAAAAAAAAUAAGCAAAACUCGAGGACUUGAUCUGUGUUACGCUUAAAUGAAUAGACAUGUGCACACGAUGAUUUUGAUUCUUUUGUUUGAUUUAUUCGAUGACGAUGGAAAAUAGUCUUUCGAGAAAGAAAAAUAAAUAUAUACAAAUAUAUUAUACGUGUAUAAUACAGUUUGAUAUACUUGACGCGUAACGUUGAGAUCAUCGCGCAAUCUGCUUUCGAGUUUAUAGACGCAAGUCUAGAUUUAGAUGUGCCACGUGCCGUGGAUAUACACCCAUGCAAGAUGAAUUUGGGACGAUUAACUAUUUUUGUUGCCUUUAGAGGAGAAGGAAAUCUUGUGAGGAGAAAAUAAAGUGGUUUGAAAUCAUUAUUAAAGUGAAUUGAAUAAAAUUUUUUCAUAAAUAAUAUUAUAAAAAUAUUAUUAUUGAAGGUAUAAUUGAUUUAGAAAUCUAUUAAUUAAUUUGCUAACAAUUUACAUCUAUUAAUAAUAUAUUUGUUUUUAUAUAGUAAAAUUAUUUAUUAUUCUUACUUCUAUAAAUUGCUUGGUUUCCUCCAACAAGACUUCCGUAUUCUUGAAAACAACAAUGUCUCCCUUUAGUAUAUUUCAUCUUGCACUCAUACUGUAUUUUUGCAGAGAUUCUUGCAAAUUUUUAACUACAAAAAAAACACAAUAAUAACCGGAUAAAAAUGUAUGUAAUAUUAUACCAAAUCUCUAUUUACAAAUUUUAUGUGAGGAAAAUUUUCUAUAUCUAUAUCUAUUCGUUCUGUAAGAAUCACUGCAACAAACAUAGCCACAUUUUUAAUGAUCACAAUUCACAUAAUUUUUUAAAAACGAGAUUUGAAACCGCAUAUUUAACGCGAAAUUUUAUUUCUAUGUAAAUUUUGGAUAUCAUAAUAUCUAUUUAUUGAAGAUUAGAUAUGAAAAAACAAUUUUUUAAUUAUUAAUAUAUUAUUUAUUAACGAAAUAUUUAUUAAAUAAUCUAAAUAUCAAAAUUUAUUUCUUAAGUUUAUCACAUUUUGAUGUUGUAAUAUUUUAAAAUCUUAUUGAUUAACAUAGAAAACAAUAUUAUAUUGAAAUAAUAUUCAAACAAUGUUAUAAAAAUAGUGAAAUAAUUUUUUAAUAUGUUUAUGAAAAAAAUUGCAAUUUAUUACAACUUUAUCUUUUGAAUAGAAGAAAAAUGAAUAAAAAAAAGAAAAUAGUCAAUAAAUUGCCUCAUCUUAAGUUAUGCGACAAAGUAAAUUUCAUCAUAAGAGAUAUUUAUAUAAAAUUCUAAGAACAAGAAUGUUCGAAAAAUCGAGCAUUUUAUAAUAUAUUUAAAAUUGAAACCUUAAAGUUGAAACCUUUUUCACAGUGAUAAAACAAACACAAACACACACAUACGCGAAAAUUAUUUAAUGAAACGCUCCUCUCCUUAAGUAUGGCCUUAAAAGAAACAGAAAACAGAAUAAAAAAUAAUUAAUUAAAUAAAUAAUUAAAAAUAAAAGUCUCAUAUGUAGAAAACAAACUGUGGAAAUGUUGUAGGUAUAUACCUAACAUAUGUACAUAAAGAGACAAAAUAAGAAAUGAAAAAGCAACAAAAAAAAACAAAGGAAAAUAACCAAAAAAAUGAAUUUUUCUUAGCAAGAUAACGUAGCAAAUUAAUCGCGAUGAUUAUUAAUUACAAUCAUUUAUCAAGACACGAGUUGAGCAAAAAGAAAUGUGUCAAAGUGUGAAACUAUGGCGGAGAGCUGCCAUAAGGGAAAGUUUAGAAUUCCGAUUUUUAUGAGAAUUGAAGAGAUGAAUUAUCAAUUACCCCUCGCAUUACCAAGAUACUUAAUUAAAUUGAAUACAAAAUUAAAGCAUCCAUUUUCUCUCGAUUAAGCGAAAGUAUGCUGUAAAAACAAUAAAACUUAAUAUAUAUUUGAACUUCAUAUGUUUAACAAUAAUUAAUAAAAUAAAUAUCGUAGAUAUUAUAUGGUGGAAACAAAAACUUUCUUGGUAGUACGAGAUUAGUUUAUAUUCAAUUCUAUUCUAUUAAAUAAUUCUAUUGGCACUCGUGAUUCAUUAAGUGCUUACAGAAUUGAACGAAAUCACAGCGAUAGUCCUUUGGAAUUAUUGACAAUGCAUUAGACUGAUUAAAAAUAUUAUUAUCGAAGAAAAUUGAAGAGAUUAAAAAAAAAAUUAUGAAAAUUCGUAAAGAUAUGAAAAUGAUUUAUAAAUAUAUCCAAUUAUUUUAACGUAGAAUAUUAACAAAUAUAUAAUUCUUUUAGCAAGAAAAAAAAGCUAAUAAUCUACAAGUGUUAAUAAUCGGCUGUAAGCAAGUUUUGAAAUACUUGUUGAAACGAGAUAAAUUUAGAGUUGAUAAUAAAUAAUUGUAGCGUAAAUAUUUCAUUCUAUAUGUCUUAACUUGUAUUUCAAAAAUUGCUUUUAAUUAAUUUUAAAACUUUUUUCAAUACACAUAUACGUAUUUUUUUAGAAUUAAUUAUAGAGAUAAAUAUUAUACAUGAAAUAUAUGAAAAAUAUCUUUUGGCAGUAGUAAUUUGUAACUUAAUGUUAAAAAUUAUUACUCUAAAUUUUCAUUUCAUAAUAUUUUUAUUUAAUCUCUUGAAGGAUAUUAUCUAUUAUUUUAAUAACUUUUCAAAUAUUUAAAUUAAUAGUUAAAAAUAUAUUUCAGUAUUUGAUAAUUAUAGAUACAUUUUAAUUAAUAUAAUUGAAAUUAUUAUUAAAUAUUAAGAAAAUUCAAUAAUAUUGAAAUAUGAAAAAAUAUAUAAAAAUUAUCAUUAUAAUUUUCAGAUCUUAAUAAUUUUAUCUCUCGAGAGAUUAAAUUUCAAUCAAUCAAUUUCUCUUUCACUAAAAGUAAUUCAAUUAUUUAAUUUCCAAUCUUUGAACGUUCCACUUGCUCAUAUAUAUACGUAUGUUAUAUAAAUAUUUUAUAUACGCUGUGCCGUGAUGUUCCUCGUUGAAAAUUCGGAUGGAAAGUAUUUCUAUAUCGAAAUACGUAAAAAUAAAUAACGUAAAAAUAUCGUCGACCAAGACUGCGAUUAAAGCAAAUACCGCAAAGUUUUUGUCAAUUAAGGCAAUACGUUCGUUAGGCUUUCCUUCGGACUCGUUGUUUAAAAGAGCAUUUUUUCACGCACAUAUUGCUUGAAUAAAAUACUUGCUUAAAGCCGAGGGAGUUUGGAGAGAAUAAGGGUCGAUUCAAUUUUCGUAAAAAUCGAACGAGUUUGAAAUUUCCCUUCGUGCGAUAUAUUCCUGGUGGCCUCUAGUUACCUAGGUCAAACAAAACGUCGAGCUAGUCUCUAGACGCUAGUCUUUACGCUGUUGAUUUGUUAAAAUAAAUGUUUAUUUCGUAAAAAAA
Apis cerana (Asiatic honeybee) is the source of this 12280-nucleotide messenger RNA. It is a transcript of the gene Nhe2, whose product is annotated as Na[+]/H[+] hydrogen exchanger 2. Gene Ontology annotation, molecular function: sodium:proton antiporter activity; potassium:proton antiporter activity. The record is from RefSeq and is a predicted model, not a curated record. Gene Ontology annotation, biological process: proton transmembrane transport; potassium ion transmembrane transport; regulation of intracellular pH. Gene Ontology annotation, cellular component: plasma membrane. NCBI's taxonomy places the organism in Eukaryota, Metazoa, Arthropoda, Insecta, Hymenoptera, Apidae.